This is a messenger RNA of Acomys russatus (golden spiny mouse), 1483 nucleotides long. RefSeq names its product tetratricopeptide repeat protein 7B-like. Gene Ontology annotation, cellular component: plasma membrane. Lineage: Eukaryota; Metazoa; Chordata; Mammalia; Rodentia; Muridae. The record is from RefSeq and is a predicted model, not a curated record. Gene Ontology annotation, biological process: phosphatidylinositol phosphate biosynthetic process; protein localization to plasma membrane. Gene Ontology annotation, molecular function: protein binding.
CGGGCGCGCGCCGGGCCGGCCAGGGCGGCCAUGGCGACCAGGAAGGCGGGCUCGCGGCUGGAGACAGAGAUCGAACGCUGCCGCUCCGAGUGCCAGUGGGAGCGGAUCCCCGAGCUCGUCAAGCAGCUGUCGGCCAAGCUCAUCGCCAACGAUGAUAUGGCUGAACUUCUCCUAGGGGAGUCAAAGUUGGAGCAGCACUUGAAGGAGAAGCCCCUGCGGCAGGGAGCCAGUCCCCGGGGCCCCAGACCCCAGCUAACUGAAGUGCGCAAGCAUCUGACUGCUGCCCUGGACCGAGGAAACCUCAAGUCAGAAUUCCUACAAGAAUCCAAUCUGAUCAUGGCCAAGCUUAAUUAUGUGGAAGGAGACUAUAAGGAAGCCCUGAACAUCUAUGCCCGGGUGGGCCUUGAUGACUUGCCGCUGACAGCCGUGCCUCCCUACAGGCUGCGGAUGAUUGCUGAAGCCUAUGCUACCAAAGGACUUUGUCUAGAGAAGCUGCCUAUUUCGUCCUCUACCAGUAAUCUCCAUGUGGACCGGGAGCAGGAUGUCAACUGCUAUGAGAAAGCUGGGGACAUUGCACUCUUAUACCUUCAGGAGAUAGAAAGGGUAAUCCUAACUAAUAUUCAGAACAGAAGCCCUAAGCCUGGCCCUGCUCCCCACGAUCAAGAACUAGGUUUUUUCCUAGAAACAGGACUUCAGAGAGCCCAUGUCCUCUAUUUCAAAAAUGGGAACUUGACAAGAGGAGUCGGGAGAUUUAGGGAGCUUCUCAGAGCAGUGGAGACGAGAACAACACAGAACCUGCGAAUGACAAUAGCCAGGCAGCUGGCAGAAAUCUUGUUACGGGGCAUGUGUGAGCAGAGCUACUGGAACCCUCUAGAAGACCCUCCCUGCCAGUCACCUCUGGAUGACCCUCUCCGGAAAGGAGCCAACACCAAAACCUACACCCUCCCUCGCAGAGCCCGUGUCUACUCAGGAGAGAACAUUUUUUGUCCUCAAGAAAAUACUGAAGAGGCGCUGCUGUUACUGCUCAUUAGUGAAUCUAUGGCCAACAGAGAUGCUGUGCUGAGCAGGAUUCCGGAACACAAGAGUGAUCGCCUCAUCAGCCUGCAGAGCGCGUCCGUGGUCUAUGAUUUACUGACCAUUGCUCUUGGAAGAAGAGGCCAGUAUGAGAUGCUGUCAGAGUGCUUAGAAAGAGCCAUGAAGUUUGCCUUUGAGGAGUUCCACCUCUGGUACCAGUUUGCUCUGUCACUGAUGGCUGCUGGGAAGUCUGCCCGUGCUGUGAAGGUGCUGAAGGAAUGUAUCCGGCUAAAGCCAGAUGAUGCCACCAUCCCACUUCUGGCAGCCAAGCUUUGUGUGGGUUCCCUUCACUGGGUAAGUGGAGAGCUUCCCCGCUCCUCCACAGGGGCUCCAUCCCAGGACCAACUUCCAUGCUUCCAUGCCAAGCCUCACUCACCUUAGCGGAGUCAGUGGAUUUCCAGCAUGCUCC